AUUAUUUUAGGAUUAAUUUAAUUAGACAAUAAUGCUUAAUAACAGCCGUACGAAUCGCAUUUUUGCAAAUCUUGAAAAUGUUGAAGAUAGUCAAGGCAAUUAUACUAAAGAUAAUUCGGAAAAUUCUUUUAAAGAUGCACAAAACAUAAUGUAUGAUAAAUGUAAUACAGUAAAUACUACGGAAACGACACCAACAACAAAGUGGGUGAUUGAACAUUUUGCCAAGGAAAAUUUAGAAAAUUGUCCUGUUGGUAAGUUCUUAUUUAGAUCGAAAAAAUACGGAUUUUUUGUAUAAGUAUUAUUAUUUUAGAUAUUAUUAAUAAUGCAGACCCAUCUGAAAAAAUCUUAAGCAACCCUAUUAUGACAAAUGAUGACACAUGUGGUAGUGGAAAUAAUAAUUUUUUGGAAACUCAAUUACCUAAAAAAGCUAUGGAUAAAGGUACUUCAUCUUCAAGCAGUGACUCAUCUUCAAGCAGUAACUCAUCAUCAAGCAGUAAGUCAUCAUCUAGCAGUAACACAUCUUCUGAUACAGACAACAGUUCACAACAUUCUAAAACCGAUACCGAUCCUUAUGGAUCAGAUGACAGCAUCGCAGAUCCUCCUUUUAAUCCACCUGUCAUUAAAAGGCAAGUUAAAAUAACAACAGGUAAUGCAAUUAAAAAAAGAAAAGUUAAAGAUCCGUCAAACAAUGAAAAGGUGGGUAGGAAGAAACUUCGGCAGCCUGCAACUUGGAAACAGGCAGACACAAAGAGAUUGCGAAAUGGCGGAGAAGCCUAUUUAUCUACCAGAAUUGUUCAAAAUGCAGACGGCACAAAAACCAAAUCCAAAAUAUUGCGGCCAGCUAAAACCAUUUUACCACCCUGCGGGAAUAAAUGCAAGUUAAAGUGUUCCGAAAAAUUAGACGAAGCACAGAGAAACAAAAUAUUUAAAGAAUACUGGAAUCUGAAUGACCUUGACAAACAAAGAGAAUAUAUUUCGUCUAAUUUGAAAGCUGUUGCACCACGGUACAGAUAUUCAAAUAAAAAAGCACCCAGAAAACCAAAUAAUGCAUACUAUUUUUUAAUUGAUGGACAGCAAGUAAGGGUGUGCAAAUAUUUUUUUAUGGCAACGCUAUCAAUUAAUCACAAAAUUAUAACAACGGUCCUGCGAAAACAAACUGUAUGCGAAACCGGAAAGGUUAUAGAAAAGGACAAGAGAGGGAAGCAUGGAAAACAUCAAAAAAUAAGUGAGAGCAUAAAAAAUUCAAUUAGAGCUCACAUUAACUCUAUCCCCAGGAAAGAAAGCCAUUAUUGUCGGUCGCAUUCCUCUAAAGAGUACAUUGAAGGAAGUAAAACCAUAACCGAUUUACACAGGGACUACCUUGAAUUAUGUAAGGAACAAAAUGUUUCUUCGGGAAACUACCUUAUGUACUUUAAGAUCUUCAACGAAGAAUUUAAUCUAGCAUUUCAUGUCCCUAAAAAAGACCAAUGCGAAGAGUGCUUGCGAUACAGGUCUUCGUCAGAGGAAGAGAAGGCAUCUUUACAAGAAAAGUUCGAUAAACAUUUAACAGAGAAAGAUUUAUCCAGAACAGAAAAAGAUAUUGACAAACAUAGUGAUGGUACAACAAAAGUCGUAGUGUAUGAUCUUCAAGCAGUUUUGCCUUGCCCAACUGGAGAAGCAUCAUCAUUUUAUUAUGUUUCAAAACUAAAUGUUUUUAAUUUUACACUGUAUGAUAUUAAGUCUCACGAAGGCACUUGCUUUUUAUGGCACGAGGGUGAAGCUUUGAGGGGGUCAAACGAAAUAGGAUCUUGCAUUCUAAAGUUUCUUCAAAAUAUUUGUAAUGACGAAAAUUUAAAUAUAAUCUUCUAUUCUGAUAAUUGUGCAGGGCAAAAUAAAAACAAAUUUAUAAUUGCCCUGUACUUGUAUGCUAUAAAUAAUUUGCCCAUAAAAUCAAUAACUCAUAAAUUUUUUGUCCCAGGACAUGGACAGAGUGAAGGGGAUAGUGUCCACGCUAUGAUAGAAAAACAGAUAAAAAAAUAUAAAAAAUCAAGUCCAAUAUACGUACCUGACCAAUAUGGGUGCAUUAUUCGAACAGCGAAAAAAACUGGAAGUCCAUAUAAAGUACAUGAAAUGGGUUUUAAUGACGUGUUUGAUCUUAAAGCUUUGUGUGCAGACUUACACCUUACUAUUCCCAAAAAUUUUAAAAUAUCUGAUGUGAGGAUCUUGAUGUUAGAUCGCAACAAUCCUACUAUUCUUAAUUAUAAAUCAUCUUUUAAUCAACCAGAAUAUGAUCAAGUGGAAAUUGUGCGUUCUAGGCGUGAAAUUAAUGUCCAUAAUAUUGCUUUAAAGAAAGCUUUUACAAAAAAAGUGGGAAUCACUGAAGCCAAGAAAAAUGGACUGUUGUCUUUAAUAGAAAAAAAGCGAAGUGUUCCUGACUACUACUUAAGUUUUUAUAAAAAUUUGUGA
Messenger RNA from Diabrotica virgifera virgifera (western corn rootworm), 2445 nucleotides. RefSeq lists its product as uncharacterized. The coding region runs from base 361 to 2445 and encodes 694 amino acids. The record is from RefSeq and is a predicted model, not a curated record. The transcript has 2 exons. Lineage: Eukaryota; Metazoa; Arthropoda; Insecta; Coleoptera; Chrysomelidae.